UCUUUUAAUAAAACAGAAGGCUUCAAUUUAUAAUUUCAUGUAUAUUUAAACUUUUAGAGGGGGAUAGUGUGUGAGAGAAAUGACUGCGUCUCUCUCUUUCUCUCUCUGAAAUAACUUUCUCUCUCCUCUUUUCCAGCUUAGCUUCUUCCUUUCCUUUCUCUGUACUCUUACCCCCUCCUCUAAUCUUUCUUCUAUUUUUUAUUUUCUUUUUUUUUUCCUUUGUUUUAUUUAAUUUUCUUUUUAUAUAAACUUCGACUUCUGGAGCUCUCCUUUUCCUUUCUUCAUAAAAUAUUCUUCAAUCUUAAAAAUAAUCCCCCACCCAAAAAAACAAACAUUUUAUUUUUAAAAAAUAGAACUGUUCUUCUUCCAUCCUCUUGUCUAGGCUAUUAUAAUUUUUUUUAUAAGUUAAGUUUACUUUAAUUUAUUAAAAAAAUUCAAGUCCUAGUAGUUAUUGUGUGUUAUUGAAUGCUGUUGUUGGAAUGGCUGGCUUAGAUUUAGGCACAGCGAAUCGUUAUGUUCAUCAACUUCAUCAUCAGGGUCAUCACCGGCCCGACCUCCACUUACAGCAGAGGUCGGACCCGUCUGAAGACGACGAUAACAACAACAAUAACAACAAUAUUGAUCAUGAUGAGCAUGACCACCAUGGGUUAGACCUAGUCAACGUUUCCGGGGGAGGCUCAGGGCAAUCUGGCCCCGGAGACGUGGUAGGUCGUCGACCUAGGGGUAGACCCCCUGGGUCGAAGAAUAAACCUAAACCUCCAGUGAUAAUAACUCGGGAGAGUGCUAACACUCUCCGAGCUCAUAUCUUGGAGGUAGCUAGUGGUUGUGAUAUAUUUGACUGCGUUGCCUCCUACGCUCGUAGGAGGCAACGCGGGAUCUGUGUCCUUAGCGGAACUGGGACAGUUACAAAUGUUAGUCUUCGCCAACCCGGAGGAGGAGGCGGGACUAGUGGUUCAGCUGUUGUUACACUACACGGUCGGUUCGAGAUCCUUUCGCUCUCCGGCUCGUUCUUACCCCCACCUGCCCCGCCUGGAGCCACCAGCCUAACCAUAUUCUUGGCUGGUGGACAGGGGCAGGUGGUUGGUGGGAACGUAGUCGGUGAGCUCGUAGCUGCGGGUCCCGUUAUCGUCAUCGCCGCCUCCUUUACCAACGUCGCUUAUGAGCGGCUGCCGUUAGAAGAGGAGGAAUCAGCAGCGGCAGCAGCAGGUGGUGGAGGUGGGGCCCUCCAGAUGCAAACCGGACCAGCCGGUGGGAACGGGGCCCAGUUCCCAGACCCAUCUUCAGGGUUACCUUUCUUAAACUUGCCCCUGAAUAUGCAAAACUGCCAGUUGCCGGUAGAUGGAUGGGCUGCUGCUAAUAACAAUUCAGCUGGUAGACCUCCAUUUGGAUAAUACAAAUUAAUCAAAAUGAAAAACACCAACAACAACAGCAGCAGAACCAGCUUGUUUUAUUUUUAUUUUAUUUUUAUCUUUUAUCUUUUUAGUUUAGAAAGUUGAAUUGAUUAGCUAGAGUACUUCAACUCAAACUCCAUCCAUUCCCAGCCAUUUGAUGUUGAUGACAACAACGAUGAUGAUGAAUGAUGAUCAAACGGCUGUAAUUUCUCGCCUUCGCAACGGCGACAUUUGAAGGAUCAUUCAGCAGGUCAGCCAACAAUAAUAAUAAUCCAUGGUACUAUCAUGUAACUCUUUGUACUUUUUUUUUGGAAGUAACUUCCCUUCUUUUUCUUUGUAUUUUACAAAUUUUGGAAAUAGUCUUUUCUAUCUCUCUUUUUUUUUUCUUAAGCUCCAUUUUUCUUGUGUGUUUGAUGAAGGAAUCAACUUGUUUGUUUAUGUCUA
Molecule: messenger RNA, 1835 nt
Organism: Chenopodium quinoa (quinoa)
Lineage: Eukaryota; Viridiplantae; Streptophyta; Magnoliopsida; Caryophyllales; Amaranthaceae
Product: AT-hook motif nuclear-localized protein 23-like
Exons: 1
Coding region: 480-1391 (303 amino acids)
Cellular component (GO): nucleus
Molecular function (GO): DNA-binding transcription factor activity; minor groove of adenine-thymine-rich DNA binding
Source: RefSeq, a predicted model, not a curated record